Molecule: messenger RNA, 4045 nt
Organism: Anopheles funestus (African malaria mosquito)
Lineage: Eukaryota; Metazoa; Arthropoda; Insecta; Diptera; Culicidae
Exons: 6
Coding region: 2395-3966 (523 amino acids)
Biological process (GO): mitochondrial protein catabolic process; mitophagy by internal vacuole formation
Cellular component (GO): mitochondrial outer membrane
Source: RefSeq, a predicted model, not a curated record
AUAAUUAAUCCGGACAAUAUGGAUGCUUUUGUAUCUCUCAGAUAUAUAUAACUGUUCAUUUUCUAAUUGUGUGUUUCAAUAAAAAUAAAUAUAUCACAAAACUUAAUCUAACAACCAUUAGAUCAACUUGAUUAGAUCACGAAAUUUACUCUCUGUUGAACUGUGAAGAGUUCUCUUACUCUCAAAGACUGUAACAAAAUUCAACAUUGGCUGAACGUUAACGAUCAUACCAUUGUUAUAUAAUUUGCCAAUAUCAAAGAAGAAAAAUGCCAAAUUAAUUCCAUUUCAUAUUACAACUAAUCGCGUAAACAUUCCAUUCAUAGUGCGAAGGUGCAAAACAAUGAAUUUGUGUAAGCAAUUCAUGACAUUAUCAUCUCCUCCCCCUUCCUUCACCUUCUAUUGCUUCCGAAUUCCGAAGACAAUCAAAAACACAACACACAAAAUUAAAACCCCAGCAUGAAGAGUCAAGAUGUCACCGAUGGCUGCACACAGUGACACAUCUCACACGGUGCGUGCUCUUACCGGAAAGGUUUCCAGCUCUACACCCCCUAGCACCCCCGGGGGUGGAGACUGAUGGACAAGAAGGGUUAAAUUUCCUUCCUCGCUGAGGGUCUCUCACCCGCCCAACUAACCUACGCCAUUCAACCUGUUCUCCUUUCUAGGGAGGGUAGAUUAUUGUGUCCGCUGUGCUGUGUGUGUGUUUUUUAUUUUCAUUUCUUUCAAUCUCUCUCGCUUCGUUUCAGCUUCUCUUCGAGACUUUCUUUCGUACGAACGACCAAACAAACUCCACCAUCCACCCGAAUGUACCGAUCGGCAUCUCACACAACGCACGUUCAUCUUCAGUCGAGCCAGGGCCAGCAGCAUAUCGGCGGCAUACCGUGGGGAGCAGUUCGUGAUUCGUCGUCGUACCGAGCGGAUGUGAACUCGCGAGCCAACGUGCUUUCCACCGUUACGCUUCGAUGCAGCAGCAACGUGCAUAGUGUGUGGUCUGGUUUUGCGUUUGAUUGUGUCAGGUGAAAAAUCGAAGGUGGAACGAAGGUGCAUAACAGUUCGUUUCUUUUUUUCUGUGCGCUUGUGCGAAAGGGUAAUUGGAAAAUCCCAAUGGUGCAAUCGUGAGUUGAUCGGUGUGACAGAAGCAAAGCAUGAUCGAGUGAUAAAUGGACGAGGGAGGUAAAUGGCAAUAACUCAUACCUCGCAAAGGUGAUUACAAACAUGGUGCAGUGAUGCGAGCAACAGGGUCGUGACUAAGACGUGAAGGGCAAACACGAGCCCUAGAAGAAAGAACCAACCAGAAGGGUCUGUGAAAGUGAACACUCAAUAGCAAGUGCAACGAAAGUGUCUAAAAUAAAGGCAAACGGUGUUGGUGGUUCAUCUUCCUUCCCGAACAUCAAACAAUUGGAUGCAUUUCUGAGCAUUGCUUGAACAAAUAAACAAACGUGCAAACAACUUUGUUUACUUUAGAAGGCCAACGAGCAAACAAACAAGCAAAUAUUUGCUCUUCAGCCCCUUCAGUUGAGUUGCACUUAGGCAUCGAAUGCAGCUUCAACCGUAGUGACUUUGGACCACCCGAACUUCACGAAAGUGAUACAGCAACAUCCACAGCCUUUCCCAACGUCUGAACGAAAUCGAUUUUCCGUCCAAUUCUGGUGGUUCGGUGCGAGGUCGUGAAGUGGGACGAAACGGAAAGCACGUCCGCUUGAUGACAUGUUCGCUUACCAGCGUCACCGCAAGGCAGGUGCCGUUACCGUAACGUUUCGUGUUUAUCCGUGCGAUUGUUUGUGCGGCGAUUGGGUGGAGCUGUGAAAAUUUCCACCCGGCAAGGCCUUUCGGGGAAAAUAGUGCUCCAAAAAAAAGGCGUACCGUCGGUUGCAGAUGCACCGUGCAGAGGACAGUGAAACAAGUGAUGUAAUAUUGUCGGGUGAAUUGUGUUAGCAUAACACUGGUCCGGAUGAGCGGACCUCCUUUCGAUUCUGCGAACCGUGAAUUUUUGCGCGCGUGAGAACCUUUGCGGCGAGUGGCGCUACGAAGUUUUUGGUGGAAAGUUUGACGGGAAGUUACAGAUUUUGUGGUGACGUUUAGUGAUAGAGCAUAAGAUUUGAAGCGCAUACAACAUAACACUGAAGAUCGAUGCUUAUCAUCCAUCCUACGCGAGUGAGUGUAACGUGACGGAUCGUUCGGUUAUGUACGGGGGGUUAACCUUCACCUCGAUGCAAGUGUAAAGAAACGCGCCGAACUCUCGACGAAGUUUCGGAUGUAACGUAUCAUCCGUUCCAGCUGGACAAACAGCAGCCAAGACUGGGGCAGAAGACUUGAAAAAAAAAACGGCAAGACAAAGGGAGAGAGAUACAAACACAAGUGCUAGCAGCGUUUUUUUUGGAGUAAAUCGGUCCCCUAAUGGCGGACAGUCGUGAAAGAAUUCGCGCCCCACCACGGGAUGGGCGCGAAGGGUUCACCAGCCCACGGCAGGUGCUCCGCCGGUUGAUGUUGUUAUCGGAGGGCAGACAGUACCGUGAAGCUGCCACCGUCGUGGGUCGUCUAGGACCAUCCGUACUGCGUUCGGUCGUUGCCGAGCUACCGAUGGACAUCCUGAUCGAGGCACUACCCCACAGUACCUAUCUGCUCGAGUCCUUCUUCAACCGGCUCAAUGCGGUUGUAGCCACGCCACGUCCGGAUGUGCCGUGUGAAGCGAUCAUGUGGCAUCUGGUGAAGUUGUUCAGCAAUCCACACGAGACGGGACUGCGGCAACGAUGCAUGAAGCUUGCCCAAGCCAUCGGCAUUUGGCAGCCAUCGUUAAGGGAUUCGCUUCUCGCACGCCGGAAACAGCUCGACCAAGCAAUCCAAGGGCUCGGUGUGCACGGACUAACAGCGGACCAGACUGGCAGUCUCAUAUCGUUGCACAUUGCGCUCAAAAAUGAGCUGCAGCGACAUAUCGACACGUACAAGACUGCCAUCCACAAGCUGGAGGAGCUGAGCCCGGUCACGGCACAUCAGGAUCCCGCCCAAUCUUCCCACCAGCGGCUGCUAGCGAUCGGCUACGGUGACAUCCAGCAGCGGCUGAUCGACAACAAGACGCUGCUGACCAUGCUCGACAAACCGGCACUCAAACAGUUAGCCCAGCUGGUGGAAAACCUUUCGCAGCGGGUACAGAACGAUAAGGAGGUGCUGUUCUGUGUUGGCCAGAUCCGGCGUACUGAUGCGACGGCCAACACCGAGGAACGACCUGCCGCCGGUUUGCUGAUGAACUACUCGCGAGGAUGCGACACGGUGCUGGGAUUGAUGGGACCGAUCGCAACACUGCCCCCGAGCAGUCCGACUAGCAACGCGUGCAGCAGCGGUGGAAGUGAUGGCUACCAUUCCGAUUCCGACAUUGAUGAAACUAAUUCGGAGCUGGUACGACAGUACAGCGUAACGUACAGUAAAAAUCGCAUCGACACACUGGACUCGCUAAAUUCGCUGCCUCAGCUCAAACACGCCCAUCAGCUAAAGGCAAAGAUACUGUUCUCAAUCAUCGUGCUUGCCUUCCGUGCCUGCCACGGUCUAAAAGAGCGCAAGGUGCUGGAAGUGCGCCGUACACUGUACGUGCUGGAUGCAAACGAUGAGUCUACGGCCGCUCUGGAUCGGGCUGUGCGGCAACAGCUGAAGGAGACAGCGGACCGGUUCCCGAUGGGUGACGUUGAACGGCAGGUUGCCAACCAGGUCCUGUCUACGCUGCACGAGUACCCCUGCCUAGAGGCUUGCAUACCGCUUAUCCACUACAUCAGCGAUUGCGUGCGAUUAGCGUGGCGCAUGGUAAAUCAAACUAACCCAUACUACCUCGAUACGGACUUUACGCUCGGCCUUCUGCAACCGGAGAAGCACGAACGAUACCCGAUAUCCGAGAAGCGUUCCGACAUCAUCCGUGCGUUCUUGUGGCCAGCAUUGAUGCAGAAUGGACACUGCGUAUAUAAAGCGGUCGUCGCCACUUAACACACACACACACGAGCGCACGCUAUUGCAGCACACCUACAAAACGCACUGUACAUAACACGAUCCUUUUCUGGGGUGU